Molecule: messenger RNA, 1886 nt
Organism: Oncorhynchus mykiss (rainbow trout)
Lineage: Eukaryota; Metazoa; Chordata; Actinopteri; Salmoniformes; Salmonidae
Product: ubiquitin carboxyl-terminal hydrolase 39
Biological process (GO): mRNA processing; protein deubiquitination; spliceosomal complex assembly
Molecular function (GO): cysteine-type deubiquitinase activity; zinc ion binding
Source: RefSeq, a predicted model, not a curated record
UUUGCCAGAGUCAACUUGAAAAUAUGGGGUUAAACUCUGGUUGGCCAUUUUGAUAUUGAAACCGGGAGUUUUGGAGGUGUGCAGCUAGUAAAAUCAACUCAACCCUGACUUUAGUUAUUAUUAUCAGCUCUGUUUUUUCAUACGCAACAAAGAUUAACACGAUGGUCUCUGUAAAACGGGAGAGAGAACUUGACUUUGAAGACGAUGAAGCUACAGUGCCUGUGAAAGUAGGCCGUUCAUCUGAGGAUCGCAGAAGUCGCCACUGUCCCUACCUCGACACAAUCAAUAGGAGUGUGCUGGACUUUGAUUUUGAGAAGCUGUGCUCCAUCUCGCUCUCCCACAUCAACGUCUAUGCUUGUCUCAUCUGUGGGAAAUACUUCCAAGGCAGAGGUCUGAAGUCCCAUGCCUAUACUCACAGUGUGCAAUUCACCCACCAUGUGUUCCUCAAUCUGCACACACUUAAGUUCUACUGUCUGCCAGAUAACUACGAGAUCAUUGACUCAUCGUUGGAAGACAUCACGUAUGUACUGAAGCCCACAUUCACCAGACAGCACAUCUCUGGAUUGGACAAGCAGGGCAAGCUGUAUCGAGCCUAUGAUGGCACCACCUAUCUGCCUGGUAUCGUAGGGCUCAACAACAUCAAGGCUAAUGACUACGCUAAUGUGGUGCUGCAGGCCCUGUCCAAUGUGCCCCCACUGCGGAACUACUUUCUGGAAGAGGAGAAUUACUGCCGCAUCCGUAGGCCACCUGGUGACAUCAUGUUCCUGCUGGUGCAGCGAUUCGGUGAGCUGAUGCGCAAGCUGUGGAACCCUCGGAACUUCAAGGCCCACGUGUCACCCCACGAGAUGUUGCAGGCUGUAGUGCUGUGUAGCAAGAAGAACUUCCAGAUCACCAAGCAAGGGGAUGCUGUGGACUUUCUGUCCUGGUUCAUGAACGCUCUGCAUGGUGCAUUGGGAGGAACCAAGAAGAAACCUUCAAGCCUCACCAAAGUGUUCCAAGGUUCCAUGCGUAUAUUCUCCAAGAAGCUUCCUCAUCCAGAUUUGCCACCAGAAGAGAAGGUGGCUCUGCUGUUGAAGGAGGAGUACCAGGAGGAGAUGUCGGAGUCCACCUUCCUCUUCCUGACCCUUGACCUUCCCACAGCCCCACUGUACAAGGAUGAGAAGGAGCAGCUCAUCAUCCCACAGGUCCCCCUCUUCAACAUCCUGGCCAAGUUUAACGGCAACACAGAGAAGGAGUAUAAAACCUACAAAGAGAAUUUCCUCAAAAGGUUCCAGUUGCUCAAGCUGCCUCCCUAUCUCAUCUUCUGCAUCAAGAGGUUCACCAAGAACAACUUCUUUGUGGAGAAGAACCCCACCAUCGUCAACUUUCCCAUCACGAACGUAGACCUUCGUGAGUACCUGACAGAAGAGGCACAGGUCACAGAGAAGAACACCACCUAUGACCUGGUGGCCAACGUGGUGCAUGAUGGGAAGCCCACUGAGGGGGCAUACAGAAUGCAUGUCCUGCAUCAUGGCACUGGGAAGUGGUACGAGCUCCAGGACUUGCAGGUGACAGAUAUCCUGCCCCAGAUGAUCACACUGUCGGAGGCCUACAUUCAGAUUUGGAAAAGAAGAGAGAACGAAGAUGACACAACUAACCACACAGGGGCGUGAAUAAGGCAUUGAAAGAUUGAUUGUACAGGAGAGAGAUGUCACAUGCCGGCCAGUGGUCAGACGAGCCCCAAAAAGCCACUAGAGUGGAACUGGACACUGUUCAAGAUGACCUCAGGGUAAGCCCCCACCACAUGAGGACCAGGUCUUUUUAUUGGUGGAUUUUGGAUAGAGAAAACAAUGUCUACUAUUCAACUUUUAACUGUAAAUGGUGGAAUAAACCAGCUUUGAAAUGUC